This is a messenger RNA of Penicillium angulare, 789 nucleotides long. RefSeq names its product Serine hydrolase FSH. The coding region runs from base 1 to 789 and encodes 262 amino acids. The record is from RefSeq and is a predicted model, not a curated record. Lineage: Eukaryota; Fungi; Ascomycota; Eurotiomycetes; Eurotiales; Aspergillaceae. The transcript has 3 exons. Gene Ontology annotation, cellular component: cytoplasm; nucleus.
AUGAGAUUUCUCUGCCUACAUGGCAGGGGCACAUGCUCCCAGAUAUUUGAGAUACAAACUGGUAAGCCUUUCAGUACAGCAGCACAUUUGAAGGAAGAGCAAUGGAUAGUGCGGAAAAUACCAAAGAAAGGCCUGGGUUUUCUGACCUCCAUUUUAGCGGCAAUUCGAGAAGAGUUCACAGAUCACGAAUUCAUCUUUAUCGACGGAACUUUCCCUACAGAACAAAACAACGGUGUUACCAUCGUGACGGGCAGCUCUUAUGGAUUCCUUCCCGCCACUGUCAACAACUCAAGAGAGGUCCGUGAUGCUGUGGCGGCAUUAGCAGACUACGUGGAUCAUGAAGGUCCAUUUGAUGGCAUGAUGGGUUUCUCCGAGGGGGCAAUCAUGGCAGCGACACUACUUGUCGAGGAUGCCAAAAAUUCCGCUAUGGGGUUGAAAUGCGGAAUAUUUUUUAGUGGUGGAUUACCAUUGGAUCCGGAACUACUCCGCGGCGAGUGUGUGCGCUGUGUUGACCCACUCACCGAUGGAGUUGCGAUCCGCGUGCCUACGGCGAUUAUAGUGGAGGAAGAUCUUGGCCGUCUGAGUUGUCGCUCGCCCCUUUCAGGUUUAUGGGGCCAGGGGGAUAUCAGUCGGGGCUUAGUUGACAUAUGUGAGCCAUCUUUGCGUGAGGUGGUUCUGCAUAGUAUUGGUCAUCAAAUACCAUCAUUCAAGUCCCCAGAACUGAAUGCAAUUCUCAGAGCCAUGGAGAGGACAAUCGAUCGAGCUACAGAGUUAUAUAUCGAGUCUUGA